This is a messenger RNA of Camelina sativa (false flax), 411 nucleotides long. RefSeq lists its product as uncharacterized. The record is from RefSeq and is a predicted model, not a curated record. Lineage: Eukaryota; Viridiplantae; Streptophyta; Magnoliopsida; Brassicales; Brassicaceae.
AUGUCGCACACCUUUAUGCUGGACUCAGGUGGGGGAGAGGACAUAUUCGAUGCAAGUUUUCUUCCGGAGACCACGAAGAAGACCCGGGUUCUCAAGCUGAACAUGAGAGAGGCUCAGGAGCGGCAUAGGAGUUAUGCUGAUCAUAGAAGGAAGGAUAUUGAGUUCAAGGUGGAUGAUAGAGUGAUUGUAGAGCGGGUGGGACCGAUUGCAUACAAGUUGGAGUUGCCUGUGGUUAUGCAUGCGUUCCACAAGAUCUUCCAUGUGUUGAUGCUGAGGAAGUGUCUUCACAGGGAUGACGAGGUGUUGGCUAAGAUUCUUGCAGAUCUUCAGCCCAACAUGACUCUUGAGGCGAGGCCAGUUAGGGUUCUCGAGAGGCGGAUCAAGGAACUUCAGGGAAAAAGAUUCCUUUGA